Molecule: messenger RNA, 3927 nt
Organism: Oncorhynchus masou masou (cherry salmon)
Lineage: Eukaryota; Metazoa; Chordata; Actinopteri; Salmoniformes; Salmonidae
Product: C-C chemokine receptor type 5-like
Exons: 2
Coding region: 199-1251 (350 amino acids)
Biological process (GO): calcium-mediated signaling; cell chemotaxis; G protein-coupled receptor signaling pathway
Cellular component (GO): external side of plasma membrane; membrane
Molecular function (GO): C-C chemokine binding; C-C chemokine receptor activity
Source: RefSeq, a predicted model, not a curated record
CCUCAGUCUAAAAAUAGCAGUGUGAAACAAACCAACAUUCAUUAUAAUAAGUUCACAGUACCUCCUUCUAAGGGAGGUGAAGGAAACUGCAGCAGCAGUACUAUAGGCUAUUGUACAACAGGAUAAUACACACAUCUUCAAGAGACUCAGAAGAAACACCAAAGAGUUAAUUGAUCAUUAAUCAUACCUGACAAGGAUAUGGAGCCAACAACAGAAUAUAACUAUUCCUCCUACUACGAUGAUACAGGUUUACAUGGAUCAGAGCCCUGCAACAAUGCCAAUGUGAAGGAGUUUGGACGGGUGUUUCUGCCUACACUCUACAGCCUGGUCUUCAUCGUGGGUUUCAUCGGUAACGGCCUGGUGGUCUGUGUCCUGGUGAUGUUUAAGAGGAUCAGAAGCAUGACAGACCUCUGUCUCUUCAACCUGGCUCUGUCUGACCUUUUCUUCAUCAUCUCCCUGCCUUUCUGGUCCCACUACGCCACCGCAGCCAACUGGCUCCUGGGGGACUUUAUGUGCCGACUGGUAACCGGACUAUACAUGCUUGGGUUUUAUGGCAGCAUCUUCUUCAUGGUGAUCUUGACAGUGGAUCGCUAUGUGGUCAUAGUCCACGCUCACACCAUGGCCAGGCCCAGUUCAGUCAGAGUAGGGGUCACUUUGUCUCUGUUCAUGUGGGCUCUCAGUCUCUGUGCCUCUCUGCCUACAAUCAUCUUCACCAAAGUAAAUAAUGAGUCUGGGCUUACAACAUGUAAACCAGAGUAUCCAGAGGGUAGCAUGUGGCGCCAGUUUUCUUAUUUAGAGAUGAAUGUCUUGGGUCUACUUCUCCCUCUCUCCGUCAUGGUGAUCUGCUAUUCCAGAAUCGUUCCGAAGUUAGUCAAUAUCAAAACCACCAAAAAGCACAAAGCCAUCAAACUGAUAAUCAUCUUAGUAGUGGUCUUUUUCUGCUUUUGGACCCCAUACAAUGUGGUCAUUCUCCUGCGUUAUCUGGAGACCCAGAGCUAUUUUGGGGACUGUACAACUCACACGAACAUAGACCUGGCAAUGCAGUGGACAGAGGUGAUAGCAUUCACACACUGUUGUUUGAAUCCGAUCAUCUAUGCCUUUGCAGGGCAGAAAUUCAUGAGUCUUGUCCUGAAGUUACUAAGAAAAUGGAUGCCGAUGUGCUUCGCCAGGCCUUAUGUUAGUGGGUCGUCUGAAAGAAAUAUCUCAGUCUAUUCCAGGUCAUCUGAAAUAUCAUCUACAAGACUGCUGUAGUUUGACUUGUAUGCAUGCACACUUCGAAUAUAAAAACUCUUAGAAGGGAAAAGACAGUAAAAGAUGUAAGGAAAAGGGGGAUUUCUUUGAAAGUGUGGCACUCAGCCACCCUAACUGUGAAUAUAUGCUUACAUUAGAUACUGUAGAUAUCAGGUGCUCUUUUGUAUCUUUACAUGCUCCAAUUCCUUUGUUGAUAGAUACCUUUAAAGAGUGUUAGUUGUGUCCUCAUGUGGUAUUGUGUGAAGUGUGGAAAAAAAAGUGAAGAAAUUGACAGUAUGUACAGUGCAUUCGGAAAGUAUUCAGACCCCUUCCCUUUUUCCAAAUGUUGUUACUUUACAGCCUUAUUCUAAAAUGUAUUAAAUUCAGUGUUUUUAACAUCAACACCUCAUCAAUCUACAUACAAUAUCCAAUAAUGACGAAGUGAAAACAUGUCUUUCGACAUUUUUGCUAAUUUAUUAAAAAUAAAAACAGAAAUACCUUAUUUGCAUAAGUAUUCAGACCCUUUUUUAUGAAACUUGAAAUUGAGCUCAGGUACAUUCUGUUUCCAUUGAACAUCCUUGAGAUGUUUCUACAACCUGAUUGGAGUCCACCUGUGGUAAAUUCAAUUGAUACGACAUGAUUUGUAAAGGCACAAACCUGUCUAUGUAAGAUCCCACUGUUGACAGUGCAUGUCAGAGAAAAAACCAAGCCAUGAGGUCGGACAGGAUUGUGUCGAGGCAGAGAUCUGGAACAUUCUGCAGCAUUGAAGAACUUUGGAAACACCAAGACUCUUCCUAGAGAUGGCCUCCUGGCCAAACUGAGCAAUUGAGGGAGAAGGGCUUUGGUCAGAGAGGUGACCAAGAACCCGAUGGUCACCCUGGCAGAGCUCCAGUUCCUCUGUGGAGAUGGAAGAAUCUUCCAGAAGGACAACCAUCUCUGAAGCACUAAACCAAUCAGGCCUUUAUAGUAGAGUGACUAAACGGAAGCCACCCCUCAGUAAAAUGCACAUGACAGUUUUCCACUUGGAGUUUUCCAAAAGGCACUUAAAGGACAAUCGGUCCAUGAGAAACAAGAUUCUCUGGUCUGAUGAAACCAAGAUUGAACUCUUUGGCCUGAAUGCCAAGCGUCACGUCUGGAGGAAACCUGGCACCAUCCCUACGGUGAAGCAUGGUGGUGGCAGUAUCAUGCUGUGGGUAUGUUUUUCAGUGGCAGGGACUGGUAGACUAGUCAGGAUCGAGGGAAAGAUUGACGGAGUACAGAGAGAUCCUUGUUGAAAACCGUCUCCAGAGCGCUCAGGACCUCAUACUGUGGUGAAGGUUCACCUUCCAACAGGACAAUAAUCCUAAGCACACAGCCAAGAAAAUGCUAGAGUGGCUUCGGGACAAGGCUCUGAAUGUCCCUGAGUGAUCCAGCCAGCGCCCGGACUUGAACCCGAUCUAACAUCUCUGGAGAGACCUGAAAAUAGUUGUGCGCAAUGCUCCUAUCCAACCUGACAGAGUUUGAGUUACAGGUGUGCCAAGCUUGUAGCGUCAUACCCAAGAAGACUCAAGGCUGUAAUCGAUGCCAAUGGUGCUUCAACAAAGUACUGAGUAAAGGGUCUGAAUACUUAUGUAAAUGUAAUAUUUCAGUUUUUAGCUUUUUUCAAUUUGCAAUAAAAAACAGUUUUUACUUUUAUUGUGUGUAGAUUGAUGAGGGGGAAAACUAUUGAAUCCAUUUUAGAAUAAGGCUGUAACGUUAAAAAAAUGUGGGGUCUGAAUACUUUCCGUAUACGCUGCACAUAUAGUCAUAUAUAUAUCUAUUUUUUUAAAGAUUGAUUCACCCUUUUUCCUUCAUUUUUGAGUUUGUAUGUUUAUAGCUUUUUUCUUCAAAUAAUGUGACAGAAACCUGACUGGGGCAUAUGCUUUUUAACAAGCUUAUAAAUGUCACAACACUGCUGUCUGUUUAAAAAAAACACAAAUAAAAAAAGCUGAGACUGCUGUUUGUAAAUAGACAACACAAUAGAACGUGGCAUGAAACUUAUAUGACUGUCUAGGAUUUGUGAUUACCUUGUCUUCAUUUUUACCUUGUCUUCAAUAACAUGUUUUAUUUUUUAUUUCAAACCACACUUUUGAUAGUUUGUUCAUGGUAUAAGAUAUUCUGUAUGUAAUGGGCAUUUAGACAAUCUUGUUCAGUGACAUUUCCCACCUGUACCUUUGCUUGAUGUUGACUUAUUCAGCUUGGUCUACAUGCACAGAGAUACAUCAAUUCACACCAAAACAACUUAAACAACACAGGGACAUAACCUUGACACAGCUUACAUGAAAUAAGGAAGUGAUGGCCAGCCACUUCUCGUUAAACCACAGAAAAUGUGUUGUUGAACAAAUCUUUCUAGGAAACACGUAUUGUCUAACCUCAUCUAAUAUGGAAGCAAACUAUUGUAAGAUAAGCACAAGAGGCUGGAAAAAGCCCAAAGCCCUGCCCCUAAAUCGUGUAAAAGAUGAAGUGCCUUGCUCAAGGGCACAACGGCAGCAGGCCACACAUGAUGUUCUGAUGCCAGCAACUCUGUGGCUGCUGGCACAGUCACACCAAAUUUCCCCAUCCGCCCUGAAAUUCAAACCGUCAACACUUCGGUUACCAGCCUACUCCUUCUUCUACUACAGACAUAACCCACACAAGGACUACUUCCAUGAAUAAAAGUUACGGAAUUUACUUUCUAAG